CUGCUGAUCUACAGAUAUAAAGAUUGGAAAACACUAUUUGUUCUCCGAUUCAAGAAAAGAAAAGAAGAAGCCCUCGGUCUUUUUCUUUUUCUUUGUUCUUGUAUAUUUUCGAUUAUAAAAGAUGCCGAAAUAUAUAGGUGCUAUCGACCAAGGAACAACAUCAACCAGAUUUAUAAUUUUCGACGAGAAAGGAAAGCAUAUUACCUCUCAGCAUCAUGAGUUUGAGCAAAUAUAUCCUCGACCAGGUUGGGUUGAACAUGAUCCAUAUGAUCUAUUGGAUUCAGUCAUUCGAUGUGCAGAUGGAGCUAUCAGGAAGUUUGGUCUCAUGGGAUACAAUAUGUCAGAUUUAAAAGCCGUUGGUAUAUGUAACCAAAGAGAGACAACACUCGUGUGGGAUCGUAAGACGGGAGAACCUCUUUAUAAUGCAAUCGUCUGGAGCGAUACUCGAACGGAUAGCCUUGUCAAGGAAUUAUUGAAGAAGCAACAGGAUUUGAAUGUGCAAGAACUUUGCGGCCUACCCAUUCACAAUUACUUUUCGGCUGUAAAGUUAAAAUGGUUGAUUGAACGGGUGCCUAAGGUGAGACAGGCUGUUGAAAAGAGACGUGCUAUGUUUGGUACGGUAGAUACAUGGCUCAUUUGGAAUUUGACAGGUGGAAUCCAAGGAGGCAAAUACAUUACCGACGUGACAAAUGCAAGUCGUACGAUGUUUAUGAACUUGAAGACGUGUCAAUGGGAUCCACGUCUGCUAGACUUUUUUGAAAUUCCUGAUCACAUGUUACCAGUGAUUGUUUCCUCAUCUGAGAAUUAUGGCACUGUACAAUGGGGUCCGCUGGAAGGAAUACCUCUCAUGGGCUGUCUUGGGGACCAACAGGCAGCUCUUGUAGGUCAAAAGUGCUUUGAGAUCGGACAAGCCAAAAAUACAUAUGGAACAGGUGCCUUUUUACUCAUGAACGUUGGCAGCGAACCCAUCGUCUCAAAACACGGCCUUCUGUCUACAGUUGCCUAUCAGUUUGGCCCUAAUGGUCAGGUAUCUUAUGCACUGGAGGGGUCUAUUAGUGUCGCUGGCGCCGCUAUCAAAUGGUUACGUGAUAACAUCGGCAUCAUCCAAUCGCCUGAUGAUAUAGAUACUUUGGCAGCCAAAGUCAAAUCAACGGGUGGCGUCUUCUUUGUCACUGCUUUCUCAGGUCUGUUUGCGCCCUAUUGGCGUGGUGAUGCUCGUGGAACACUGGUGGGUUUGACGCAAUACACAAACAAGUAUCACUUGGCACGAGCAACCCUGGAGGCUGUCUGUUUCUCUACUCGUGCUAUAUUAGAAGCAAUGAAUAUAGAUCGAAGUGUUGCAUUGAAGACGCUCAAAGCGGACGGUGGUAUGUCUAACUCAGAUCAAUGUAUGCAGAUUCAGGCAGACGUCUUAGGUAUUCCUGUAUGUCGCUCAGCCUUGCGAGACACGAGUGCAUUGGGCGCUGCAUUUGCCGCUGGUUUGGCUGCUGGUAUCUGGAACACUAUCGACGACAUUAAGCUGAGCUUAUCGGAAAAGGAAGACGUGUUUUAUCCUCAAUGGAAUGACGAAGGUCGAAAAAGAAAAUGUCAUCAAUGGCAACAAGCUGUUCAACGAAGUCUUGGCUGGACAGAGGUUUACACUCCAGAAGAUCACUUGUAACAUAACACACAUAUAUAGCAUCCUUUUGCAUUUAAUAAAUCUGAUCUACUUUACGUCU
Molecule: messenger RNA, 1718 nt
Organism: Rhizopus microsporus ATCC 52813
Lineage: Eukaryota; Fungi; Mucoromycota; Mucoromycetes; Mucorales; Rhizopodaceae
Product: glycerol kinase
Exons: 6
Coding region: 122-1660 (512 amino acids)
Biological process (GO): glycerol metabolic process; triglyceride metabolic process; glycerol-3-phosphate biosynthetic process
Cellular component (GO): mitochondrion
Molecular function (GO): glycerol kinase activity
Source: RefSeq, a predicted model, not a curated record